Molecule: messenger RNA, 484 nt
Organism: Cloeon dipterum
Lineage: Eukaryota; Metazoa; Arthropoda; Insecta; Ephemeroptera; Baetidae
Product: histone H2A
Exons: 1
Coding region: 37-411 (124 amino acids)
Biological process (GO): heterochromatin formation
Cellular component (GO): nucleosome; chromatin
Molecular function (GO): structural constituent of chromatin; DNA binding; protein heterodimerization activity
Source: RefSeq, a predicted model, not a curated record
UUCGUCUGAUAUCCUCGCACAUCACCGAAACUCAUCAUGUCUGGACGCGGAAAGGGAGGCAAGGUGAAGGGAAAGGCAAAGACCCGUUCCAGCCGUGCGGGACUCCAGUUCCCCGUGGGCCGCAUCCACCGUCUUCUCCGCAAGGGCAACUACGCUGAGCGCGUCGGUGCCGGAGCCCCCGUCUACCUGGCCGCCGUCAUGGAGUACUUGGCCGCUGAGGUGCUCGAGUUGGCCGGCAACGCCGCCCGCGACAACAAGAAGACCCGUAUCAUCCCCCGUCACUUGCAGUUGGCCAUCCGCAACGACGAGGAGCUGAACAAGCUGCUGUCCGGCGUGACCAUCGCCCAGGGAGGUGUCCUGCCCAACAUCCAGGCCGUGCUCCUGCCCAAGAAGACCGACAAGAAGGCCUAAGUCAACACCGCUCAGGCAGACGGCAAAAUCGGCCCUUUUAAGGGCCACCCAAUUUUAUCAAGCUAAAGCUUAA